CACGUGACAUGGACCGGGACAAGAGGUAUACGUUAGCAUCACUAGCAUAGCUUUAAUCGGGGAUCGAUUGUCUAUGUCUGCUAAGGCCGAAAGGGGGAGCUGUUGGCGGCGACACUCCAUUCUGGAUGAGGAUGCCGGAGGGAAGACAUCGUGUCCGGUCAUCCUUAUUCACAUAUUUCCCCCUGUUCAGGUGAAUGAUGACUUCCGACGAUCACCACCAAGACCCUACUGUCCAAGUUUCUUGCCCAUCUUGACCACUUUAUUCACAGACGUUGGCGAAAAAAUGAGCGUAACUCUCCGUUCCCGUGGAUGAUGAUGAUGAUGAUGUCCCACGAUGAACACAGAUUUUCAAAAUCCGCUGCAAGUCCCUCGACCGAAGGUCCGCAGUCACCUGACCAUCAAAGUGCAGUCCAAACUGAUGUCAAGGCCUUGUCCCCCUGUGCGUGGGUCAAAACCUCCCGUCGCCCCCAAGCCCAAACCUUUCUACGAGUUUAUACCGCAGAGGGAGCAAUGCCCGACUCGGAGCCUCGGUAAUGGAGACCUGUUUCACUCGAACGGGGAAACGGGUCUUCAUGAAGAAAACCAGGACGAGGAACAAAACGAGACAGAGGAGAAGGUUGUUGAAGGUGAAUUUGAGGUCGGAGAAACGGAGAACGGGGGAAAAGGAUGUAAUAAUAAAGAUGAUGACAUCGAGAGCAUCGGCUCUGAGGACACCGUCAUAGAAAACGACGGUUCGACGGCGGACACCAGUGAGGAUGAAAAUCCUCAGUCUGAUGCUGGACCAAACAAAGACAAUGAUCCUGGACCAAACAAAGACAACGAUCCAUUGACACUUUUGUCUUCUCCAGACGAAAACAAGGAGGAGGCUAAGGACACACGUGGACUUAGUGGAAAAACCGACAUAGACUUGGAUGAACCAGAUCAAACGUAUUCACUCGGUCACGCUAAGACCGACUCUAUUCAGUUCGACUUAUCCACAGAUGAUACCGAACUGGACGUCGGAAGAUUCGUGUUUGGAUUCUGCACGCUCCCAACAGUCACAGAAGAGUAUCCCUACGACGUGAUUGGCCCGGCAGACGGCGCCAGCGACACAUGCGAGUCCGUCGACGCGACCGAAAGCAUAGACGCGGAAGUAUGGCAACCGGAACGCGCCACCAAAGACGUCUCGGGCUGCUUUCGUUUCACAUCCAGCACCGAGGAUGUGUUUGGGCCGUAUUCAGUCAUUGAAGCCGUUCCUUCAGAUACGACGUGUACUGCUGAUCCGGAAUGGCGUGAAGAUGAUGACGCUAAUGAUCUGGAUACAUCAGGCGCUUCAAAGCAGGAGCCUUUCUACGUGUCAUCGGACGACGUGGACAAACUCGACGAUACGCAAACCCUCAAUGAGAAGACUGAACCUGAAGAUGGAGAACACGGGAAUCAGCAUCCGGACGCCGAGUCAGCAGACGAGUAUGCAAACAUCGAGGAUUCUCCCUGCAAUGAAACUGAUAACUUUGAGCAGUUGGACUGCGUCUCAUCGGAAGAUUACGUCGAAAUCGGCGACGAGGACGAAGAGGAGCAGACAGAAAAGAAACCCGUCAAAGGAAAAAGUGCAAAACUGAGAACAGCCCAACGAGAGCAGGCGUUCCUCAGCCAAAGGAGAAGCUGCCAACCUCGUCUCAGGUUAUGCAACAUCACCGUACCAAAGGACUUGGACCUGGGUCGCACUCCGGAGCUCACAAACAGAGUCGUGUUCGCUCACACCACCGAGGCGUUUGAAGAAGACAUCGAAGAACUUGAUUGCCAUAUCGUGCCUUUUUAUGAGGACACAGAUUCAGACAGCGAGGAGCAUAUUUACGAGGAGGCGGGGUUCGACUCUGAAGGGGAGAACUUUUUGAACCUGGAUCGAAAAACCAUUGUGACACGUUCUCGCUCUUAUUCUGGCAAAAUACCAGGCUACGUUCCAGAAACCGUACCCGAGGAGACAGGAAGUGAGUACCAAACGCAUGACUACUGCACAGUGGCCUUGGAUAAGAGCGGUGAACCGAUAAGCCAAUCGCAAGCCCCCGGAGAAAACCGUCUGGUACCGUCUACAAAAUCUCGCCGCUUUCUUCUAUACACUCGUUCCGCAGGGAGUCCAGAAGAAUCCUUGGCUGACGGAUCUCCAAAGGAUGAGAACAGGAUCAAGAGGAAAGACGACACUCUCUCACUUCCAUGUGUCAUGACUUCUUCUGGGAGCUUCUCCCAACGGAGCCACCAAUCGUCCAGCGGCGUUUCCACCCCAACAUCUCUGGUGGACAUCCCACCGCCGUUUGAACUGGCGUACAUCACCAAAAAACCAGUAACCAAGAGUUCCCCUUCUCUUUUGAUCCAGCAUGAACCUGAUGAUCAACUCAAGAAGAAGAAAAUCUCCUUCAAGCGCUUUUUGGCUCUCAAGUUUAAGAGAAAGUCUGACUCCAAAGGUUUCAGUGACGGUUCCGUUCGUUCUUCUCGAUCGUCUUCUGAGUCCAGUCACCACGCCCCAGCAAGAGUCAUCGAGCUCGACCGUCGAAGCAACGACAGCUCCCCUCAGCUCCAGUCUCGUAUUGUUAACCCCCAUCAGCGUCCAUCGGAUCGGAUAUCGAACCUGGUUCUCUAUAAAGACCAUCAGAGGAGGAAAAGUGAACUCAAAGCUUACGGCAGAGGCGUCUCCAGAGUUGAAUCCUUCGAGGAACGAUCUCAUCGUGCUGCCAUGCCGCUGCCUUUAACGAAACCCAGAUCGAUCUCAUUUCCGAGUGCAGACACGUCUGACUAUGAAAAUAUUCCAGCCAUGAGCUCAGACUACGAGAACAUCCAAAUUCCAGGCAGGCCGACCAGAUCGCACACCGUGACUGAGUUUUUUGAGGAUCCAAAUCGCAUGACAACCCCCUGCAAUGAGAACGAUGGCUACGUGGACAUGAACAGCUUCCCUGGGAUAGACAGCAAGCCCCAGACGGCGAAAGCGGACGCUGAAAGUGCCUACACAGAACCUUUCCCUCUGAGCUCAGUCUCUGGCGGGUCAGCCGAGGAGGACCAUGGACGGACGUCAGAAGAAGAAGAAGGGGCUGCCGAGCAAAGCUAUGAUCGACAAAUUGAUGGGCGAUCCCGAGCGUUCUACGUUGCCAAGGAGCUUGUUGACUCAGAGAGACUACAUGUCAGCACCCUGAAGUAUCUUCAAGAGGACUUCAGACCAGCGGUGGCUGAGGCGGUGGGUGAGGACGGCACCCUGGUUGUGGAGGAGCAGAGGUUGGAGGAGAUAUUGGGUGUUCUUCCUCAGGUCUUCACCCUCCAUAGCAACAUUUUGGCUGAGCUGGAGGAGCGCAUCAGUCACUGGGAGGACGGCCAACAGGUGGUAGACGUCCUCUUGUCACGUCGUGAGGACUUCAAGGUGUUUGACACCUUCGUCUCUGAGUAUGAUCGCAGCAUGUCCUUGCUGGAUGGGAGCUGCAGAGCCAACCCCGCCUUCGCCAGCAUUGUCAAGAAAUUUGAGAAGAGGAAUCCAGAAGAUGCUGAAGUCCCCCUGAAGCACCAGCUACUGCAGGUCAUCGUGAGAGUACUGCAAUACCGCAUGCUUCUCACAGAUUAUCUUAAUAAUCUCUCACCUGAUUCUAAAGAAUACGAGGACACUCAAGCUGCUUUGGUGAUGGUGUCCGAGGUGGCGGACCAGGCCAAUGAUCAUCUGAAACAGGGGGAGAACUUGCUGCGUAUGGUCCAUAUAGAAUACAGCAUGAAGGGCAAGAGGGACCUCCUGAAGCCGGGCCGGAUGUUUGUGAAGGAAGGAACGCUCAUGAAGGUCUCAAGGAAAAGCAGACAGCCCCGACAUCUAUUUCUGAUGAAUGAUAUAAUGCUGUACACCUACCCACAGCAAGAUGGGAAAUACAGGCUGAAGAACACUUUAUCUCUGUCUGGAAUGAAGGUGAGCAAACCCGUUCUUGACAGCGUGCUGAACUGCCUGAAGAUUGAGGUGUCUGACAUCACCAUCAUACUCUCUGCCAGCUCGGUCGUUGAGAGGGAGGACUGGUUCCAUACGUUAAGUCGAGCCAUUGCGGACCACGCUGCAGGACUGUGUACAUUCGGAGGACCUUGUAAUGAGGCCCGUGAGAAGCUGUGGAUGGCCUUGGGUGAAGCUGCUCCAGUUCUGGUCCCCGUGUCUCAUGUGAUGAUGUGCAUGAAUUGCACUUCUGACUUUAGCCUCACUCUCCGACGACACCAUUGUAACGCCUGUGGCAAGGUGGUGUGUCGAGCUUGUUCCAGGAACAGAUAUCCACUUAAGUACCUCAAAGACAGAGUAGCCAAAGUGUGCGACCACUGCUAUGCUGAGCUCAGGAAAAGAGGUUGCAGUGUGUCAGGGGCAUGCGGCAAUGCGAGUCCACGGACCCACCGGGCUAGUCGGCCCCUGUCAGCUGUCUUCCAAAGUCUGCAGACGCAGAGUCUUUGGAAAAGCAGGAAGAGCACAAUCUCUCUCAAUCAAUUUCCUCUUGGGGUGGAGGGUUCCACCAUGAGCGGCAUCCUGCAGCGACGAAAGAAGAGCAAGAGGAAAUGGAAGCGUCUGUGGUUCCUUCUCAAAGACAAGGUGCUCUACACCUUCACAGCCUGUGAGGAUAAAGUGGCUUCUGAGAGUCUACCUCUGCAAGGCUUCACCGUCAAGCUGACUGAGAGGCCCGAAGGCGAUGAGAGCAGCAGCGUGUUCCACCUCUACCACAAGAAGACCCUCUACUACAGCUUCAGGGCUGAUGACCAUCACACAGCACGCAGAUGGGUCAACGCCAUCGAGGAAGCUACAGUUUUAUAGCAUCGACAAGCAAACCAUAUUGCCAAUGAACAAUGGGACUAAUACAGUUUUUUUUUGCCAAAACUAGACUUAUCACAAACCGCCUGUCACUGAAGCUGUCUCAACAGAGGAAUCUUAGCUAAGAGCGCCCCCUUGUGGUAAGAAGAGUCAACAUCCUCCAGCUUUAGUUUCUUAGUACUGUAGUGUGUGACCAGCCUCUGCAGGAGCAUUCACUUUUUCCGGAGCAGCUAGAAUGCAUCAUGUUUUAAAAUAAGCCUCGAUCGUGCGAUUUUUGCAGACUGAUGUUAUUUUUCUACCUUUAAACAUGAUGUGCCAUCAUCGGAUUAUUGAUUGUGUUCCAUUUUAAUGAGCAUUUUAUAAGCAUAAUACACAUGCAGGAUGUGCCAAGAUCAGCAUUUUAAUGGAUUCUUUUUGGCUGCGCUUUAAAAAAAAUCCCAGUUUUCAUCUAGAAAGUGUUGUACUGUACUAAGAAUGUCUGGACGCCUACCUUCCACCAGCAUACUCUGUAUUUUCCAUGUGUAGGAUUUUUUAAAGCAUUUCAAAAGUGCCGGUUUAUUUCUUCUAGUGCAAUUUUUGCAAUGAAUGAUAAAUGUGCCUGAUACUGAAUAGUCAUUGUUUGUAUGUUAUACAAUACUGUACUACUUUUACGUAUGUCCAGAAGAAAUUGUGUUUUUUUUUCCUCUAUACUGUUAUAUCUAGUAUUUUAAAGUGUUGAGUUACAACCCAUGUAACUUAAGAAUAUAAUAUUGUGCCAUUUUAGGGCUGUAAAUAAACUGCUGGUGUAAGUCAUACUUGAUUUACCUGCUUGGGGAGAAGACGCUUACGCAAAAAGCACUCAAAAUCUGAUCUAAUUUCCCUUCCAAAUUAGGCAAAUUGACACCGAAUCAUGCAUAAUAAUAAAAAAGUAUCACAUAUAUGUACUAUAUCUAAGUAUGUAUGAAUAAUUUCCAAUCGAUUAGUUUAGUAACAUGUUUUUAUUGUUAUAUAAACACACUAUAAUGUAGUUAUAAGCAGAUGUAGAAUCAUUAGCGCUCUUUAUUAAAGCAGGGCACUUCUUUUAUAAAAAAAUAAAAAUAAUACAUCAUAUUAUACAGUAUGGAGAAUUUUUUUUCUAUGCUUAACCAGCAUCCAUAGUUAUGGGUGUAUUAAUACGUGUAUUUGCUUACAACAACAUUAUGUUGUGUUCUAAACUAUUUAUUAUUAUCUCACCUAGUAGCUUCAACGAAAACACCUAAGACAAAGUGGAGCGUUACCGUGAUAUCCAAAGUGUUACAUGGGAUUGUACCUCUUGCAUACAGUGCAUUGUAAUUUUUUUUAUGUAUAUAGAUGCAUAUUGAAAUAAAAUUUCUGGAUGAAAUUGAA
Doryrhamphus excisus (bluestripe pipefish) is the source of this 6148-nucleotide messenger RNA. Lineage: Eukaryota; Metazoa; Chordata; Actinopteri; Syngnathiformes; Syngnathidae. The record is from RefSeq and is a predicted model, not a curated record.